GAUGGAUAUUUUGGCAGAAGAGCGAGAAGGAAAAGUUCGCGAGAUUGGACCCAAAGCAGUGUGGUCACUUUCUUCUUGUAAGCCUGGCUUUGGUGUGGAUCAACUCAGGGAUAAUUGCUUAGAAACAUACUGGCAGUCUGACGGUCCUCAACCUCAUUUAGUUAACAUCCACUUUCGUAAAAAGACAACCGUCAAAGAUGUUUGCAUUUAUGCUGAUUACAAAUUGGAUGAAAGCUACACUCCCAACAGGAUUUCAGUUCGUGCAGGAACACAUUUUCAUGACCUCCAGGAAUGUGAAGUUAUAGAAUUAAAUGAACCAACUGGAUGGGUGAAGAUUCCACUAAAAGAUGCAUUGGAUCAGCCGAUACGUACCUAUUUAGUUCAAAUUGCAGUACUCUCUAAUCAUCAAAAUGGGAGAGAUACCCAUAUGAGGCAAAUUCGUGUACAUACUCCUGUUGAAAGUAAUUGCGUUUCAGCAAUUAAAUUUCCGAUGUUAUCUAGUGUUGAGUGUUCUGCAUACAGUACUAUUAGAUAG
This is a messenger RNA of Uloborus diversus, 535 nucleotides long. RefSeq names its product anaphase-promoting complex subunit 10-like (gene APC10). The transcript is spliced from 3 exons. Lineage: Eukaryota; Metazoa; Arthropoda; Arachnida; Araneae; Uloboridae. The coding region runs from base 2 to 535 and encodes 177 amino acids. Gene Ontology annotation, biological process: anaphase-promoting complex-dependent catabolic process; protein K11-linked ubiquitination. The record is from RefSeq and is a predicted model, not a curated record. Gene Ontology annotation, cellular component: anaphase-promoting complex.